This is a messenger RNA of Nerophis lumbriciformis (worm pipefish), 936 nucleotides long. The record is from RefSeq and is a predicted model, not a curated record. Lineage: Eukaryota; Metazoa; Chordata; Actinopteri; Syngnathiformes; Syngnathidae.
AUGAGUCAAAGAGAUACUCUAGUUCAUCUGUUUGCAGGAGGAUGUGGGGGCACAGUAGGAGCCAUACUGACUUGCCCACUGGAAGUAGUGAAAACACGUCUGCAGUCAUCAUCUAUCGGUUUCUAUGUUUCUGAAGUUCAACUGAGUACUGUCAAUGGAGCCAGUGUGGCCCGGAUGUCUCGACCAGGUCUCCUGCACUGCCUCAAAUUAAUAUUAGAAAAAGAAGGACCCCGCUCACUCUUCAGAGGCUUGGGACCAAAUUUGGUGGGUGUGGCACCUUCCAGAGCAAUCUACUUUGGUGCUUAUUCCACAGCCAAAGAGAAAUUGAACAAUGUACUGGAACCAGACUCCACACUUGUUCACAUGGUCUCGGCUGGAAUGGCAGGUUUUACAGCAAUUACAGCAACCAAUCCAGUAUGGCUUAUAAAGACUCGUCUACAACUGGAUGCCAGAAACCGAGGGGAGCGCAGGAUUAGUGCACUUGAAUGCGUGCGGAGAGUGUAUCAGUCAGAUGGCCUUCGAGGUUUCUACAGGGGCAUGUCAGCAUCUUAUGCCGGCAUCUCAGAGACUGUGAUCCACUUUGUGAUCUACGAAAGCAUCAAACGGCGUAUCAUGGAGGCCAAAGCCCCCCAGAACAUGGACGAACAAGAGGAGGUAUCCAAGGAUGCCCUAGACUUUGUUGGGAUGAUGCUUGCUGCCGCCACUUCCAAGACAUGUGCCACAUCCAUUGCUUAUCCUCAUGAAGUGAUACGCACACGGCUACGUGAGGAAGGAACCAAGUAUCGUUCCUUCUUCCAGACUUUAACAAAAGUUCCCAAAGAAGAGGGCUUUCGCGCUCUCUACCGUGGCCUCACCACCCAUUUGGUACGACAGAUCCCCAACACUGUUAUCAUGAUGUACACCUACGAGAUGGUGGUCUACAUCCUAAAUGGUUAA